CGUCUUAUGGGCGGCCAUCCCCUCCUCCAAACAGGCAGGCAGACAGACAGACAGACAAACAGACGUCCCAAGAAAGACCAUGUCCCGCAAGGGCGUCGGCCUCGCGGCCUUUGACCGCAGCCGGCUGACGUCGGCGCAGUACGCGACGCACGGCUCGGCGCUGCGGACCACCAACGCGCAGGCGCUCGAGACCCAGCUGUCCGUCUUCCGGUCGCUGCUGCAGCAGUUCGCCCACACCCACGCCAAGGACAUCCGCUCCGACCCGGCCUUUCGCGCCCAGUUCGCCCGCAUGUGCUCCGCCAUCGGCGUCGACCCCCUGGCCAGCAGCUCCAGCGGCGGCGGCGCCAAGGGCGGCGGGGCCGGCGCCUCCAUCUGGGCCCAGCUUCUGGGCACGUCGGUCAACGACUUCUACUUCGGCCUCGCUGUCCGCGUCGUCGAGGUCUGCGGCGAGACCAGGGGCGAGAACGGCGGGCUGCUCGAGGUGAAGAAGGUGCGCGAGAUGAUUAUGCGGGGCCGCAUGGAGGGUGCCGCAGAGGUCACAGAGGACGACAUCUUCCGCGCCGUGGGGACCCUGAAGCCGCUGGGGUCCGCCUACUCCAUCAUCAGGGUCGGCAACAAGCCGUACAUCAGGUCGGUCCCGCGGGAGCUCAACACGGACCAGAGCGCCGUGCUCGAGGCCGUGCAGGUCCUCGGCUACGUCAGCGUCUCGAUGCUCAUGGUGAACCUGCGCUGGGCCCGCGCCCGCGCGCAGACGGCGCUCGAGGACCUGGUCGGCGAGGGUAUGCUCUGGGUCGACAAGCAGAGUGACGAGUGGGAGUACUGGAGCCCCGGCUUCAUGCUGGACCCCCAGGAGUCCCCCGGCGAUGGGUGACUGCUCCCCCUGGGUGUUUUCGAAUCUCCCUCACGGAAUAGCGACGCACUAUCUUGAGCCUACCUUCUCCGGCCGUAGAGGAGUGCAUGGGCGUCAUGAGCCGGGCAAGUGUCUCUCGGGGUUCCGAACCCUAGGAAAAAUCAGGGUACCCAGGCUCAUUCAUGCAUGCGUCGUCUAGCACCCUCAGCUCUUUGGAUGGGUAAACCCUCAUGGACCAAGUCAGCCCACACCCGCGGCUCAAAAACUUGGUCUAGCCACGAGACGCGAGAUCAUCUCACUCAACAUGCGCCUUGCUUGUCUCUUGGGUCUACAGAACAUUGCUGCGGCUGUGACUACAAGGAGGAGCAGGCAUGUUUCUGUGGUGCCAAGAAAGUUGGAUUAUGCGGGUUGAUAUGCUGUUUCGUCCUCCCGCCUAACACCCAACACCCAAUAAAGGGAUCAUAUUAUGGCUUCCCGUGGGUAGCAUGUCACUUUGGCUUGGCGGACAAGAAGCGACCAGGCACACAUCUAGUAUUUUAAUUAUUUGUAUUUCCGCCCUGGUUUUGACGAGCGGCUCUGGGACAAGAUCAUACGACAUACAUAACUACCAUUAUCCUACCUAUCUGCCCGCCGAAAAAAAAACAGAAACACAAGGACUAUAAAACGAAACAUGAAACAACAGAAAGAAAACCCUAUCCGACAGGGCGGUACAGACUGGAUAUAAACAGCGUAUGUGAUAACACGUAGGACGAUGAUCGUGACCGCCACAC
Messenger RNA from Gaeumannomyces tritici R3-111a-1, 1620 nucleotides. RefSeq names its product ELL complex subunit Eap30. The transcript has 2 exons. Gene Ontology annotation, cellular component: ESCRT II complex. Gene Ontology annotation, biological process: protein transport to vacuole involved in ubiquitin-dependent protein catabolic process via the multivesicular body sorting pathway. The record is from RefSeq and is a predicted model, not a curated record. Lineage: Eukaryota; Fungi; Ascomycota; Sordariomycetes; Magnaporthales; Magnaporthaceae. The coding region runs from base 80 to 871 and encodes 263 amino acids.